UACACUAUUCAAUCAGUGUGAAAUCAACAGCUAACAGCUAAACAAUGAAAGCUAUAACAAUUGCCGUCUUGGCUAUCAGCCUUUUGGUGGUCUUCGUCGCAGCGCGGCCGAAUAAAUAUGAAUCACAGGAAUAUGGUUUAAGAAAGCAACAGCAAAAACCUCAGCAGAGGCCCCCACAAGAGUCUAGCGAGGAGCAGCAACCAAAUGGACCACCACAGAACAAUGAUGACUCAAAUGAACGCCCACCACAACAAAACGGUCCCGGCAAACGUCCAUCACACGGUCAUCACGGCAAUGGCAAUGGCCAUGGUCACGGUCAUGGUAAUGGUCAUGGUCAUGGUCAUGGUCAUGGUCCCCCACACGGUCACCGCCCACCACAUCGUCCCACCCCACCGCCAGAGGAAGAUACCACAGCUGAUUCUAACGAGUCUACAGUUGUGCCCGAAGAGUCUACGGUUCAGCCUGAGGAGUCAACUGUGCAGCCUGAAGAAACUACUGUACAGCCCGAGGAAUCUACUGUGGAGCCAGAGGAGACUACAGCACAACCUGAAGAGUCUACUGUGCAGCCUGCAGAAUCAACUGCUCAACCUGAAUCAACUGUUCAGCCUUCUACUGCUCAGCCCGCAGAAACUACAGCACAACCCGAAGAAUCAACUAUUCAACCCGAAGAGUCUACUGUGGAGCCAGAAGAGACCACAGCACAACCUGAAGAGUCUACUGUGCAGCCUGCAGAAUCAACUGCUCAACCAGAAUCAACUGUUCAGCCUUCUACUGCUCAGCCCGCAGAAACUACAGCACAACCCGAAGAGUCUACUGUUCAACCUGAAGAGUCUACUGUUCAGCCCGAAGAGACUACUGUGGAGCCAGAAGAGACCACAGCACAACCUGAAGAAUCUACUGUGCAGCCUGAAGAGUCUACUGUUGAACCCGAAGAAACGACAGCACAACCCGAAGAAUCUACUGUUGAGCCCCAAGAAUCAACUGCUCAGCCCGAAGAGUCAACUACCUCGGAGUCUUCAACUCAGGCUCCAGUUGAGACCACUUCUGAAGCUCCAGUUGAAUCCACUCAGGCUCCAGAAGAAUCUACAACUGAAGCACCUGAGGAGACUACGCAGGCGCCAGAGGAGACCACAACCGAAGCCCCUGAGGAAACAACAGCUGCACCUGAAGAGACCACAACCGAGGCCCCCGAAGAGACAACAGCAGCACCAGAGGAACCUGAAUCAAGUUCGGCCCCUGAAGAUCUUGAUGUAACUACCAAGGCACCCGAAGAUCCAGAAGAGACAACAACCGACGGUUCUGGCGAAACUACCUUAGUCACAGAGGAGCCAACGGAAACCACUCAAGAACCCGAGGAAACCACAACUGAGGGCUCGGGAGAGACUACAGAGGAGAGCACCACAGUGCCAGAGGAGACAACAACAGAGUCUGAGGAGGGAAGCGGAGCGACGAGUAGUUAAGCAACACGUGAACUCUCUCUCUCUCCUUCUCGCUCUAUAGAGAGACUCGUAGUUCGUAUAGCAAGACGUCAUUAAAGCAUUGAGAUAUGCAUUUGCAAUAUCAUAUUUCUUAGAAUUUCAUUCUUUAUUCAAUGUGACGAGUGCUUAGCCAAAAGCAUAAGCGACAUGUACUGAUGGUUUUUUAGUUAAGAAUCGCAAUUAAAUUGUUUAGUUUAAGUAGUUGCUGAUAUUCAAAUUAUACGAUUAUCAAAUCAA
Molecule: messenger RNA, 1715 nt
Organism: Drosophila albomicans
Lineage: Eukaryota; Metazoa; Arthropoda; Insecta; Diptera; Drosophilidae
Product: zonadhesin
Exons: 3
Coding region: 45-1460 (471 amino acids)
Source: RefSeq, a predicted model, not a curated record